This is a messenger RNA of Pan troglodytes (chimpanzee), 1832 nucleotides long. RefSeq names its product SRY-box transcription factor 17 (gene SOX17). Gene Ontology annotation, molecular function: DNA-binding transcription activator activity, RNA polymerase II-specific; RNA polymerase II cis-regulatory region sequence-specific DNA binding. The record is from RefSeq and is a predicted model, not a curated record. NCBI's taxonomy places the organism in Eukaryota, Metazoa, Chordata, Mammalia, Primates, Hominidae. Gene Ontology annotation, cellular component: nucleus. The transcript is spliced from 2 exons. The coding region runs from base 205 to 1455 and encodes 416 amino acids. Gene Ontology annotation, biological process: angiogenesis; heart development; negative regulation of canonical Wnt signaling pathway.
GCAGUGUCACUAGGCCGGCUGGGGGCCCUGGGUACGCUGUAGACCAGACCGCGACAGGCCAGAACACGGGCGGCGGCUUCGGGCCGGGAGACCAGCGCAGCCCUCGGGGCAUCUCAGUGCCUCACUCCCCACCCCCUCCCCCGGGUCGGGGGAGGCGGCGCGUCCGGCGGAGGGUUGAGGGGAGCGGGGCAGGCCUGGAGCGCCAUGAGCAGCCCGGAUGCGGGAUACGCCAGUGACGACCAGAGCCAGACCCAGAGCGCGCUGCCCGCGGUGAUGGCCGGGCUGGGCCCCUGCCCCUGGGCCGAGUCGCUGAGCCCCAUCGGGGACAUGAAGGUGAAGGGCGAGGCGCCGGCGAACAGCGGAGCGCCGGCCGGGGCCGCGGGCCGAGCCAAGGGCGAGUCCCGUAUCCGGCGGCCGAUGAACGCUUUCAUGGUGUGGGCUAAGGACGAGCGCAAGCGGCUGGCGCAGCAGAAUCCAGACCUGCACAACGCCGAGUUGAGCAAGAUGCUGGGCAAAUCGUGGAAGGCGCUGACGCUGGCGGAGAAGCGGCCCUUCGUGGAGGAGGCAGAGCGGCUGCGCGUGCAGCACAUGCAGGACCACCCCAACUACAAGUACCGGCCGCGGCGGCGCAAGCAGGUGAAGCGGCUGAAGCGGGUGGAGGGCGGCUUCCUGCACGGCCUGGCUGAGCCGCAGGCGGCCGCGCUGGGCCCCGAGGGCGGCCGCGUGGCUAUGGACGGCCUGGGCCUCCAGUUCCCCGAGCAGGGUUUCCCCGCCGGCCCGCCGCUGCUGCCUCCGCACAUGGGCGGCCACUACCGCGACUGCCAGAGUCUGGGCGCGCCUCCGCUCGACGGCUACCCGUUGCCCACGCCCGACACGUCCCCGCUGGACGGCGUGGACCCCGACCCGGCUUUCUUCGCCGCCCCGAUGCCCGGGGACUGCCCGGCGGCCGGCACCUACAGCUACGCGCAGGUCUCGGACUACGCUGGCCCCCCGGAGCCUCCCGCGGGUCCCAUGCACCCCCGACUCGGCCCAGAGCCCGCGGGUCCCUCGAUUCCGGGCCUCCUGGCGCCACCCAGCGCCCUUCACAUGUACUACGGCGCGAUGGGCUCGCCCGGGGCGGGCGGCGGGCGCGGCUUCCAGAUGCAGCCGCAACACCAGCACCAGCACCAGCACCAGCACCAGCACCACCCCCCGGGCCCCGGACAGCCGUCGCCCCCUCCGGAGGCACUGCCCUGCCGGGACGGCACGGACCCCAGUCAGCCCGCCGAGCUCCUCGGGGAGGUGGACCGCACGGAAUUUGAACAGUAUCUGCACUUCGUGUGCAAGCCUGAGAUGGGCCUCUCCUACCAGGGGCAUGACUCCGGUGUGAAUCUCCCCGACAGCCACGGGGCCAUUUCCUCGGUGGUGUCCGACGCCAGCUCCGCGGUAUAUUACUGCAACUAUCCUGACGUGUGACAGGUCCCUGAUCCGCCCCAGCCUGCAGGCCAGAAGCAGUGUUACACACUUCCUGGAGGAGCUAAGGAAAUCCUCAGACUCCUGGGUUUUUGUUGUUGCUGUUGUUGUUUUUUAAAAGGUGUGUUGGCAUAUAAUUUAUGGUAAUUUAUUUUGUCUGCCACUUGAACAGUUUGGGGGGGGUGAGGUUUCAUAUAAAAUUUGUUCAGAGAUUUGUUUCCCAUAGUUGGAUUGUCAAAACCCUAUUUCCAAGUUCAAGUUAACUAGCUUUGAAUGUGUCCCAAAACAGCUUCCUCCAUUUCCUGAAAGUUUAUUGAUCAAAGAAAUGUUGUCCUGGGUGUGUUUUUUCAAUCUUCUAAAAAAUAAAAUCUGGAAUCCUG